AUGUUGAAUGUGGAUGUUGUUGGUAACAAGAGAAGGAAAAGAUGUGGGAGGGUUUUUAGGUUCAAGAAUUUCGGGGAACAAGGUUAUCCGGUCAUGUUUAAUGGUUCAUCGUUUCGUGAAAAUGUGAAUGUUUUACUUGAAUAUGCGAAUUUGGAGAGUAAUAUAAAUAUGGGAAUGCCUAUGUGGUCUUUUCAACUUGAAUUGCACCAUCAUCCACCUUUGCAUGUUUUGUUGUUUGUGAUUGAAGAAUCAAUUGAAGCAGCUAUGAAUCGUCAUUGCAACCAUUGUCAAUAUGUUGGUUGGGGCAACCAUUUAAUUUGCAAUAAGAAGUAUCAUUUUCUAUUACCUUCAAAGGAGGCACUAAGUAGCUGCACUACCUGUGAAAAUUGCUGUGACUCAAUUGGUACAAUGAACAAUGGUAAGUCAAAAUUAAUAGAAUUAGAAGGCCAUAUGAUGCAUGGUGUAUUUCACUCUAAUGGAUUUGGACAUUUGCUAUGUGUCAAUGGCUUGGAAAUGGGUUCUAAUUUGGGUGGCAACCAAAUCAUGGAGUUUUGGAAUCGUUUGUGCAAUGGAUUGCAAGCAAGGAAAGUGAGUUUGAAUGAUACAUCACAAAAAAGAGGCAUGGAAUUGAGACUUGUGAAUGGAAUAGCAUAUAGUGAGCCAUGGUUUGGUCGUUGGGGAUACAAAUUUGGUAGAGGAUGUUUUGGUGUAACACAAUCAAUGUACCAAAAAGCCAUAGAAGCAAUAAGAAGUAUGCCACUAUACUUACUCACACACCACAUUGCAAAUUCAAGUCAUGAAAUCCCAUUAAUCUUCUCAAGGUACCAAACACUUUCUGAUCACUCUCUUAUAACCCUUGGUGACUUGUUUCACUACAUGUUAGAGCUCAAGUCGCGGCUUCCGCGCGAUACAUGCAUUGGUUCCUACAACACAAACGCCCUAGUCGAAACAAAUUGUCGUUGGUCGCCUAAAAGGAUUGAAAUGGCGACGAGGGUUAUCGUCGAGGCCUUGAAAAGAACGGAAUUUAGAUGGAUUUCAAGACAAGAAGUUAGGGAUGCAGCGCGCGUUUACAUAGGUGACACGGGUUUGUUGGAUUUUGUUUUGAAGUCGCUAGGUAACCAUGUUGUUGGAAACUAUUUGGUUCGUCGGAGCUUGAAUCCGGUUACCAAAGUUUUGGAGUAUUGUUUAGAAGACAUUUCUAAUGCUUACCCUUGUCAUGAAGGGUUGGUUAUGAGUAGUAGUAAUAAAGUGAAGGACAAGUACAAGAUCACAAGAGGUCAACUCAUGAAAGACAUGAUUUGUUUGUACAAGUACAUACUUAUUGAUACAAAACCAAUUAUAGGGUCAGAAUUUCUUUCAGCUAUACCAUUGGCAGCUACAAUAAUUCUUGACACAAAGUAUCUUAUCAAAGACUAUGGAGAGGUACCUUUGCAAGUUGAAUUAGGAUCAGAAGGAAAAUUCAAUAUUUAUUGUACAAUUUUGUUGAGGAAUGUUAACAAUGUAGGACAUGAUCAUGAGUAUUAUUUGAACAAUGAAAUGUCAAUGCCUCCUUAUGAAUGUAUCACAUUGAAAAAUUGUGCUACAAUUAAUGACUUAAAGCUAGAAGUUGAAAGGAAUUUUAGGGAAAUCUAUUGGGGGUUAAGGGGUUUUGUGGUGGAAUCAAAUGAGAAUUUGAUGAAUGCAAAAGGGAAUGAAAUGGUUUUUGGAAUGAUUGAAGUUGGUGGAAAACUUGUUCUUGAAGGUUGGCAUGGUAGUGACAUGGUUGAGCAAAUAUGUGAAAGGAAUCCAAAUAAGGGAAUUGUGGAUUGCACUUGUGGAACUAAAGAAGAUGAUGGUGAAAGAUUGGUGUCUUGUGAUAUUUGUGAAAUUUGGCAACACACUAGAUGUGUUAGAAUUCCAAAUGAUGAAGAAGUUCCUCAUAUUUUUCUAUGCAAAAGGUGUGAGCAAGAAAUUGUUCUUUUCCCUUCUUUGCCAUAA
This is a messenger RNA of Vicia villosa (hairy vetch), 1977 nucleotides long. Its product is annotated as PHD finger protein MALE STERILITY 1-like. The transcript has 3 exons. The record is from RefSeq and is a predicted model, not a curated record. NCBI's taxonomy places the organism in Eukaryota, Viridiplantae, Streptophyta, Magnoliopsida, Fabales, Fabaceae. Bases 1 to 1977 code for a protein of 658 amino acids.